Parastagonospora nodorum SN15 is the source of this 1755-nucleotide messenger RNA. RefSeq lists its product as hypothetical. Gene Ontology annotation, biological process: oligosaccharide catabolic process. The coding region runs from base 1 to 1755 and encodes 584 amino acids. The record is from RefSeq and is a predicted model, not a curated record. Gene Ontology annotation, molecular function: alpha-amylase activity. The transcript is spliced from 3 exons. NCBI's taxonomy places the organism in Eukaryota, Fungi, Ascomycota, Dothideomycetes, Pleosporales, Phaeosphaeriaceae.
AUGACCGUGCAACAGAGACCAUGGUGGAAAGAUAGCGUCGUUUACCAAAUAUAUCCUGCUAGUUUCAAGGACAGCAACGGGGAUGGCAUUGGUGAUUUGAAAGGCAUCAUGUCCGAACUGGACUACAUUCGCUCGAUAGGGGUGGAUGUGAUUUGGUACGUGACUUUUGGGUCCAUGUACCGAAUGAGUGACCUACCCGUGCGUGUGUUGACUGGACCUAUCAUCAGUCAAGCGCAUGCAGGCGAGGCACUUAACUUGGUACUCUGCAUCGUGUCUCGGAUUCUUGCUAACAUCAGACAGGGUGCGCCUCAUGUUCUACGACAAUCUUUGAUGAGGUCACAACUAAUCUCGCCUCAGAUUUGUCCCAUGUAUGACUCUCCUCAAGUCGACAUGGGCUAUGACAUCCGCGACUACGAAGACAUAUACGCACCAUAUGGCACGUUGCAAGAUAUGGAGCGUUUGAUAGAUGAGACGCAUUCUCGCGGCAUGCGCAUCAUCCUUGAUCUCGUGGUCAAUCAUACGUCUGACCAGGUAUCACGUUAUGUCAAUGGUGAGCGCAAGCCACCAAACAACUGGGUUGGCAAUUUUACCGGCAGCGUGUGGCAAUGGGAUGAGCACACACAAGAGUACUACCUACAUCUAUUCUGUCCUGAGCAACCCGAUCUGAACUGGGAGAACCCCGAAACUCGACAGGCCAUCUACAAAUCCGCAAUGGAAUUCUGGUUAGAACGCGGUGUUGACGGUUUCCGUGUCGACACGGUAAAUAUGUACAGCAAGGGCGAGAUGCUGGAUGCACCAAUAACCGAUCCAUCUUCGGAGUGGCAAUUUGCAGGCUAUCAAUAUUGCAACGGACCAAGGAUGGCCGAAUUUCUGGCGGAGAUGAACGUAAUAUUGGAAAAGUACGAUGCCAUGACGGUUGGCGAGUGCCCAAAUACACCGGAUAUGAGACGUGUGCUACAGUAUGUGUCUGCAAAGGAGAAGCAGCUGAAUAUGGUCUUUCAAUUUCCUUCCGAUGGCUGGACAACCGUAUUUCUCGAGAAUCACGACCAAUCCCGUAGUGUCACCCGCUUCACAUCCGAUGCGCCUCAGCAUCGCGUCGCUGGUGGGAAGAUGCUCGCCCUAAUGAUGGCUGCGCUCUCGGGAACGCUGUUCAUUUAUCAAGGGCAGGAGAUUGGCAUGACAAAUUUUCCAGAGACUUGGGAUAUGAGCGAGUACAAGGAUGUCGACUCGUCCAACUACUACAAAAUGGUGGCGCAGCGAACCAAUAGUGACCCCACAGCUCUUGCAGCUGCGAAGGCUUCUCUUCAGCACCUCGCCCGAGACCACGCUCGAGUACCAAUGAGCUGGUCUACCGCGCCUCACAACGGCUUCAGUCCACCAGACUCGAAAGCCGUGCCUUGGAUGCGACCCCUCGAAGACGCUGCAACCUGCAACGCUGAGCAACAGAAAAUGGACAAGACUUCGGUGCUAGCGUUUUGGAAGCGCAUUUUAAAAGUGCGCAAGGAAUGGAAUGAUUUGCUUGUGCAUGGCGAGUACGACGACCUGGAUGUUGAGCAUCCUGACAUGUAUUGCUUCACCAAGAGUUGGCAAGGUAAGAAGGCGCUCGCGAUCUGCAAUUUCACGGACAGAGCCCAAAAGCUGGAGUUUACAGCAAGCGUCAAAGACGAUAAGAAGGAGCUAUUAGUCAGCAGCGCAGAUGAGCAUGUGGAGGGGGAGCUGAAGGCAUUUGAGGGACGCAUAUACUUACUUGAGUAA